ACGGUUUACCAGCUCUGACUUUUGGAGGCUGUGAAACUGGACAACCAACAUAACGAUUCCUUGCUUUUAUUCAAUUUAUAUAAAUUUCUGCAAGGGCUGCCGGAGGGUCACGGCAGAGCACCGAGAACACACCAUGGCUUCAUAUACCAGCGAUACCGAAGAACAAGCUCGAUUAAUUGUCUCUCCAGAGGGCGAGGCGGUAGACAGUCUAGAUGCAUACACAUACCCAAUCCUCGACGACGAACUAUACAACAUAAUCCACGACAUAGUCCUCAAAGUGCACCGCGACGAACGAAUAGCCAAAGCAAACACAGCCGCUAUACUAAUAGAGCAAGAAGCCGCCCAAGCCUUUCCCGAUCAGCCAACCACGCCCUCGAAAUCCUCAAAACAAAAGCACUCCCCCCCCAAACGACUUGAGAACGAUGCUGCUAUAUACGAAGACGGGUUGGUCACAAUCAAGGGCAAUCCGCUAGCCACCGUCCACGAGAUCCGCUGCCCCAAAUGCGGACUUCCUAAACUACUACACCCGACUGAUGGGAAUGGUGGCCGCAAGCCGGAGCCGGGCGUGGAAUACUGUAAGAGGCAUCCGUAUAUUGAUAAGCAGGGCCAUGAUAUCUAUGGGCUCCCAUUUCCCAAGGACGACAGUACGGCGAAUCGCAAGUCGAAGUCGAAGAAUCUCUUGGCUAGUAGCGGGAGUCAGCUUGACGGACCGGACUCGUCAUUCGACUCCGCGGACCCGUCGCCACCCCCGGCGGUGGCCGAACCUGUUACGUUCCCUACUACGCUGUGUCCGAGGUGUCCGAGGUAUAUUAAUAUCAAGGUGUUUGCGAGACAUCUGAACCUACAUAACAAAGGUGGCGGGCGAGCAAGCGGGCGCGCAGCAAUCAUGAAGAUCAAUGGCCAAUCCGGUGUGACGCCUCCCACGAGCAGGAGGUCGACUCCAAACAUCAAACUGAGUCCGCAGAAGCGCUCACUCGAGGACCUGGAGGGUGUGAACUACAACGACGACGGCGAUGAGGAUGAAGGCGAGAGUCCGAGGAAGAAGGCGAGGAUACCGACGCUGAAGGUUAAUCCGAAGAAGAAAUUGGGGAUUGGGGGGGGGUGGUGAAGAAGUGGAAGUCGGGGAAGAUUACGGUGGAUGGGAAGACGGUGGA
Messenger RNA from Pseudogymnoascus destructans, 1154 nucleotides. RefSeq lists its product as uncharacterized. The record is from RefSeq and is a predicted model, not a curated record. Lineage: Eukaryota; Fungi; Ascomycota; Leotiomycetes; Thelebolales; Thelebolaceae. The transcript is spliced from 3 exons. The coding region runs from base 134 to 1108 and encodes 324 amino acids.